AUGAUGCCGCUUCACGACCGUGGCCAGUUUCAUACCCCGCUCAACAUCACCGCCAUAGCCGACCCUGAACCGAUUGACCGUGUUUUGGACAUCAAUCUUGGCUGCCACAUAAUUACGCCGCGUGGUCGAACCACAUUCCCGUUUUCAGGCCAGCGAACCGUCACAGUGCUUAACUUCAUAGCGAACUCUCGCAAACAGCCAGUUUGCCAACACUGCUUUGAAGAACAUCAGAAGCAACAGCUACCACCGUGCUCUUGCACUUUAAGGAGCCGAUUUCUGGAUCGCUGGCUAUGUCUGCCCUGCUACGAGAAGGAGAAGACAUCAGAUAUGGAGAUUUCGAAUCGGGUUGAGCUUGAAGAUCACGGUGAUCAUUCACACAUCAUCUCACGAACUUGUGGAUGCGGAGCCAAGCUGAGCCUAGGUACAGAUUUGGAAGUUAUGUGCAACUGGUGUAAGGGAGCAAUCGGUGACAUUCUUGCUGACGAAACCGAUGACUCGGAAACCACCAAAGAGACAGCAAGUGCUGAUGGCGAGGCUGGCGAGGAUGACGAGAAUCAUACGGCUGCUGACUUUCUUGAUCUGCCUGCAGACACACCCGGUUUCGCUGAGAACCGCGAUGGGUCUUUAUCGGUGUACGUCAACGGUGACAGGAUCCGAGGCAAUCAACUUUCCCGUUCACUAAUAACCUCGUGGUUGUCAAGAAUCGGCGUACAACUUCCUUGUACCUGCUGUCACUGCGCAGACCGCGAGCCUCACCAUCAUCAUAGCGACGAUGUUGAUAGUACGGAUGUGGAUGUGGAUGAGAGUGACGAUGACGAAGAGGAACCUUUCAAAACUUCAUGA
Molecule: messenger RNA, 843 nt
Organism: Cucurbitaria berberidis CBS 394.84
Lineage: Eukaryota; Fungi; Ascomycota; Dothideomycetes; Pleosporales; Cucurbitariaceae
Exons: 1
Coding region: 1-843 (280 amino acids)
Source: RefSeq, a predicted model, not a curated record